CUUGUCAGCUCAGGGAUUUGAUCUUGCAACUUUUCAGUUGCUAGACCAACGCUCUAACCACUAGGCUACCUGCCACCCCUAUCUAGAUAUCUAGAUGCAGAGGGUUAUCCAGAACUUUAUUCAUGUUCAUAUCAAUGGAUGGAAUAUCCAAGAUAUCUAAAAAGUUGUCCAUAGCCGUAUUAUCUGAUGGGGGUUCGGAUUUGUUGAGGUAAGAAAAAUGACACAAGUUGAAGUAAUAUUAGAGGGAUCACUUGUAAUAUCACGGGAAGAGUCAUAUACCUAUGAGAUGAGAUGCUGACUGGCGUUUUAAGCUGGUGUGCCAAAAGGCGGCUGGCCUUGUCACCAUAUUCGUAGUACGUCCCCUUUGUUCAUUGCAACAGAAACUCUGCUUUAUCAGUGGAAAGCAGAUUAAGUUGAGUUUGAAGUUUCAGCCUCUGUGUAUAAUUCAGGGGAUGGAGAAGGUGAAUAUUGGCGGUCUAUUGCCAGGAUUGAGUCCACCAGUUCUUGACGUUUCAGUUUUCUUUGUUUGAAAUAAUGAGCAAUGUAAGAAAUUAUUUCCCUAUAAUACCAUUUUGAAAGUCUCCCAAAGAAGAGAGGGGGAGGUGUUGUCAUUUUUAUUUGUUUGAAUGAAUACAUCUAUGUUGGUUGAAAUAAAGUCAUAAUUUUUUGUUGGACAAUAGGGCCGUGUUAAAUCUCCAAUUCAACAGUUUUUUUGCGUUCGUAAGUAAGAGCUAAAUCCAGAAUGUGGGGGAAUUGUCCAAAAUUACUAGAACAGAAUAUUCUGUAAUUUUAACUGAGGGGAGAAGGGCUCUAACUAUAAAAAAAAGUAGUCUAUUCGCGAGUAGGCUUGAUGAACAUGAGAAAAGUAGAAGUCUUUUGAGACCGGGUGGAGGAAGCACCAUGGAUCAACACAACCCAUUUGGGUCAUGAAUGUAGAAAGAGCUUUUGCCAUCCCGAAAGGAGUAAGUGUUCUGGGAUUAGACUGGUCUAGUCUUGGUUCAGUAACAGAGUUAAGGUCACUGCCGAAGAUGAGGCGGUGGGUGUCAAGAUUAGGGAGAGAGGCUAAAUGAGGUGUCAUAAAUCUAGUGUCAUCCCAGUUAGGGGUGUAAACAUUGGCAAGUACUACAGGGGUUUGGAAGAGGGUGCCACUAACUGUGGUAUAACAUCCUCCAGAAUCUGAAAUGAUCUGUGAGGGUGAAAUCACUAUUGCUAUUACCCUGGCUUUGCCGUUCAAAUUAGUAUUAAAAACCUGUCCAACCCAUGCUUUAUGCAAUCUAGUAUGGUCGUUAAUAUGUAGGUGCGUUUCUUGAAGAAAUGCGAUAUCAUUAUUCAGGCUCUUCAGUGCUCAGAAGCACUUAACUUUCCCCCCACAACCGCAAAUGUUCCAUGUCACCAGUCUAACUGGAAGCCCCAAAAUACCAUCCUGACUUGUUGUUGAACUAGACAUGAAUCCUUAAAAGAGAGAUUGAAAGAGGAGCAGCAUGAAAAAAAAAAUCCUCUAGAGAAGCAGAGCACAAUAAUCUUUGCCCCACUACCCCCAACAUACACAAAAAUAAAAUACAAGUGAUGGUAUAAAACCAUUUAAAGAAAAAGGAAAAUAAUUAUAAUCCUAAUCUCGUCAUUAUGAACAAGACGAGCAGCAGGAAUUCUCUUACUCAGCGUUCGUUGAUUAUCCUAAACGUGAUGUGAGGUCAAACCGACCUAGGAAAGAAGUUACAUACAACCUUGAAAUUAAAACAUUUAAUAUGGCAGUAGGCAAGUACACAAUUUGGGUUUCGGUCACACUUUAAACAAAGAGUAUAACCUUAAGCGUCAGUUAUUGAAAAAUGUUAACAGCAAUCGGUGGCAUUUCACUGGCUAUAAUAUGAAUGUAGUCCACUGGGUGUUGCCACAGGUCUGAGUAAUGAGAAUCAUUUGAAAUUAACUAGUAGACUAUGAAAAAGGGUCAGCCCCUGUAUUGGUAAAUUGUUACAAACGUCCUUAGGGGGAAACAAUUAAAUGAUGGUAUACAGACAACUAGCAUUUUGGAUAUGUACAAUUAAGCAAACAAACCAUGGGUCUAAACUCUUCAGCUAGUGCAACAAUUAAAUGAGUAAAAUUGGAAGAGAAGAGUCGUCGUUGAGUCCAAGAUAAAGUGAAUGCAACUGAGAACCAUCAGUGACCAACAACACCAAUUAAGGCCAACGUAAACCACAGUAGUAUAGAAUGUCCAUACAAAAAAUCACAAAAAGCAGACCCCCAAUGAAAUAUAUAUAUAUACAUAUACAUACAUACACACAUACACACAUACAUACAUACAUACAUACAUACAUACAAAUAUUGGUAGACAGGAUCGGUGUCUAACCAGCGAGUAACAUUAGUAUCCGAAAUGACCUAAAGGCUGCCAAACUGCAAUGUAGGCUAUAGAUUGCCUUAAGUUGAGCAGCAAGUUCAAGCCUUAGUAAAAAGAAAGAAAUCAAAAUGAUGCGCUUUUAACAGUGAUUGUCUUUGAUUUAAGAAACUAAACAAGAUCAAAUUAAAGUUUACAAAGAGCAGAGCAGGAUAAGUCAGCCCAAAGCUGAUUCCUUUCUUGUACAGAGUGGACUUGGUAUCGUUGAAUGUGACCCGUUUCUUCGCCAGGCUAGAACUGAAAUCCUGGUAGAACUUGAUCUUGUGGCCUUGGAAAGUGAUAUCGCCAUGUUCCCUUGCCCACUUAAGGACGAGGUCCUUUGUAUCGAUGGAUCCGCAACCUGACACGCCCCCCUCAGGGAGAGAGACAGCUGCAUGUGAGCUUUCACAUUUUUCAACAUGUUUUUUCAAAAGGAUAGAUUUGGAGUUAGAUAAACUUUGAUUUUUUCUGCGGGUACAUAUGCAGGAUGCUACCCUCCACAGCAUGGCCUUCAGAUCAAAACCUACAACCUAAUUUUGACCAAAAUGACCUGGAGAGAUUACUGCUUUAAAGGUUUUCUUUUUCCAAGCUAUACGGAGGGUACUCUAGCAAACAAACAGCAGAGAUCUGAGGACACCAUCCAACUUGGCACUGAGUGGGUAGUGUUUGGUCUGAUGCUAUUUUGAAAACCAAGAAGAAAAAUGUAAAAUAAAGUACAUUACAAAGAUAUACUUUAUUUAUGGCGACUGAAUGCUGAGUUAAGGCUCCCAGGCUUGCAAGGACAGACCAGAUACAAAUUCAAUGCUCCUGCUGUCCAAAGAGCAUUCACUGGCAUUUUCUACAAGAAAUCUGCCUCCAGAAAUAAAAGUUUUUCCCAAGUGGGUGUGACACCUACUCCCGUUGCCUGCUGCACUGCUGCUUGGAUUCCACCUGGCGAUCUGUUCACCGUCUGCCCUGGUUGUCUCCCCCUGUCUGGUACAGAGGGAAGAAAGAUCUCAAAGACCAGACUACCUGCUGAACUUUGCCAACAAGACAAACACGUUGGACCAUGUUGACCAUCCUGGCUGCCGGGUCUGUCUUCUUCCCAGGCCUGUUCGUGCUCUCCAAGCAAUGCCUCAAGCACAUCCCUGCACUGAGGUGGAGCGAAGGGGAUGCGGUCAUAGUGUCAGCCAGGUUGGUGUCCUCUGUUCAGGCGAUCAUGGCCUCCUCUGCUGGUUACAUCAUUGCCUCCUCCUGUGAUGACAUCAUUGAGGAUCAGCAUUGGCUCACCAGCGCCUACAUCCUCUUUGCCGUGCCCUACUUUGUGUACGACAUCUACGCCAUGUUCAUGUGCUACUGGUACAAGCUGCGCAUCAAGGGUCAUGAAGGGGACAGCGGCGCCAAACCCCUGGGUGCGGCCCUGACCAGCUACCUGCGGCGCGAAUUCCUCAUGGUACUCCACCACGUCGUCAUGGUCACCGUGUGCUUCCCCGUCUCUGUGUUCUGGCGACAGGGCAAGGGGGAUUACUUCCAAGGCGUCAUGUUCUUGGCAGAAGUCAGCACUCCGUGGGUCUGUUUGGGAAAAAUCCUCAUCCAGUACAAACAGCAACACACUCUCCUGCACAAAGUGAAUGGGGCUACUAUGCUGGUCACUUUUUUCACCUGUCGAGUCCUCCUCUUCCCUUUCCUCUACUACGCGUAUGGCAGGUAUGCGUCCAUUCCCCUCCACAUGGUUCCUUUCAACGUGCCCUGGCAAGUUAACCUGGGCGCAGCUAUGCUUAUGGCCCCCCAGGUCUACUGGUUCUCCCUCAUUUGCCGAGGGGCCCUGCGACUCUUCACUGGCUCUUCCCGCUCCCGCAGGCCCCCGGUCACUGCCAAGGAUGACUUGGACGGACAGGCGCCGUCCCAGCCCGCCAAUGGGUACAGCACUCAUGCCACAGAACAAAAGUCAGACUCUCAUUGA
Messenger RNA from Oncorhynchus mykiss (rainbow trout), 4310 nucleotides. NCBI's taxonomy places the organism in Eukaryota, Metazoa, Chordata, Actinopteri, Salmoniformes, Salmonidae. The record is from RefSeq and is a predicted model, not a curated record.